This is a messenger RNA of Dermatophagoides farinae (American house dust mite), 887 nucleotides long. RefSeq names its product myophilin. Gene Ontology annotation, cellular component: actin cytoskeleton. NCBI's taxonomy places the organism in Eukaryota, Metazoa, Arthropoda, Arachnida, Sarcoptiformes, Pyroglyphidae. Gene Ontology annotation, molecular function: actin filament binding. The record is from RefSeq and is a predicted model, not a curated record. Gene Ontology annotation, biological process: actin filament organization.
CGGAAAACCGAUUUUUUUUCAUUUCACUGUCACUUUCAAUGUUUGCUUGAUUUGAUAAAGACACGAUCAUCAUCAUCAUCAUAAAAAAGUUGCAAAAAUUUUAUUUGAACAUCGUUUAUACUGUCGUCGAAUUCAACUGGUUUUUCAUUUUCAAUUUUUUUUCCUGCUAAUAUAUAUAUAUCUGGUGUACGAUAAUUUCUAUUUUAGUUAUAGAAGCUUUAGAAUCAAUCAAUCAAUUAAACUGUGAGUAUGGAAAAUCGUGCUGAAAAAUCCGGUAUUGCUGCUGAAACCCAUGCAAAGGUGCAAUCAAAAUAUGAUCCGGAUUUGUCGAAACAAAUAUUGGCAUGGAUUAAUGAUAUUGUUGAAGGUGUCAAUAUUGAUACUGAUGGUAGUGAAGAUAAUUUCCAUGCAGUAUUGAAAAAUGGUGUCGUACUCUGCAAAUUGGCUAAUACUAUGAAACCAGGAAUAGUGAAAAAAUUCCAGGAAACAUCAUUGCCAUUCAAAUGUAUGGAUAAUAUUAAUUCCUUUUUGAAAGCAUUAGAUGUAUUGGGCGUCAACAGAGAAGAAACAUUCCAAACGGUUGAUCUUUGGGAACGUGUUAAUCUUCAUUCUGUACAGAUUUGUUUGUCAUCAUUGGCACGUAAAGCAAAUAAAUUCGGAUUAAAAGGAUUUGGACCAAAAGAAGCUGAAGAAAAUAAAAGAAAUUUCACUGAAGAACAAUUGAAACAAGGUGAAACAAUUAUUAAUCUACAAUAUGGUACAAAUAAAGGUGCUAAUGCUAGUGGAAUUAAAUUUGGUACAUUCAAUCGUCUAUAAAUUCCAAUUUUUUUUUUAUUAAUCAAUCACAAUUCACUGGAUUCAUAUUAUUAUUAUUAACAUUCCGCUAA